This is a messenger RNA of Saccostrea echinata, 1847 nucleotides long. Its product is annotated as phospholipid scramblase 1-like. The record is from RefSeq and is a predicted model, not a curated record. Gene Ontology annotation, molecular function: phospholipid scramblase activity. The transcript is spliced from 10 exons. NCBI's taxonomy places the organism in Eukaryota, Metazoa, Mollusca, Bivalvia, Ostreida, Ostreidae. Gene Ontology annotation, biological process: plasma membrane phospholipid scrambling. Bases 104 to 868 code for a protein of 254 amino acids. Gene Ontology annotation, cellular component: plasma membrane.
UUAGUGCAGUCUGGCGGUACAAAGCAGUUACCCGAAGGAUUGAUAAAACUCGGUGGAGAGGGAAGGGUGGCCGAUAGGAGCUAAGCUUUGGGUAAUUAUAAAUAUGGCGGCGAAACCUCCAGUGCAGACGCAACCUGGACAAGGUGGACAGUGGAUGAACAUGCCCCAGUCCAUUCCGGGUGUUCCCCCAGGAUUAGAGUAUAUGGCAAACUUGGACCAGAUGAUUGUUAAACAGAGAGUGGAGUUGCUGGAGGUGUUUACUGGCUGCGAAAUGAGAAACAAAUAUGAUGUUUUAAACAGCGUUGGACAACAGUGUUAUUAUGCGGAGGAAGAAUCUGAGUUUUGUCACCGAAUUUGCUGUGGACCCAUGCGAGAAUAUGUAAUGCAUAUCACAGACAACAAUGGCCAGGAGGUGAUGAGGAUUACCCAUGACUUUGUUUGUUGUGUGGGGUGCUGCUGGUGUGCCACCGACUCUUCUUGUGGGUAUGAAGUGAGAAUCGAAGCUCCAGUUGGAAACAUUAUCGGCUAUGCAAAACAACAAUCUUCAAAAUGGAAACCCCACAUUCGCGUUUUUGACGCCAGCCGCCAGCCGUUGUACGUCGUCCGCGGACCCUGUUGCUGGGGAUGCCAGAAUAUCUGUUGUACCGACGACAUUGACUUUCCGAUAACGGACUUAUCAGAAACGAACAACCUGGGCCGGAUGUUCAAGCGUUGGGCCGGAUGUGGUCGUGAAAUGUUUACCGACGCCGAUACAUUUGGGGUUACAUUCCCAAUGGAUAUGGCGGUGCCACACAAAGCCAUGUUGUUUGGAACCCUCUUUCUUGUGGAUUUCCUCUACUACGAGCAAGAAAAGAACAACAACAAUUAGAAAUGAAAGAAUUACAGGGUUCAUGGACAAUUGAACUAUAAUUAGGGAAAGCAAUUAACUUGUACUGUAUACUAGUAAUGAAAAGGGAAGACAAUCCAGAAAAAUGUAAUUAAUCAUUUUUAUAAUGUUUAUCAACUUGUAUUUAUUUUUAUACUUUGUGAUAACCAUCGACAUUUUAGUAACCUUCAUACAUUUUACAUUUAUAUUUAGUUAUUUUAUUACAUUUGUUUUAUUUUCACUUGAGGUGUAAUGGUCUUGAUGUAAAAUGACAAGGAUUCUCUUUUUAUUUUGUUUUACAUUCUCAUAAUUUACUGUAUUUUACAAUCCCUUGAUUUGCUGUAUUUGACAUUCCCUUAAUUUACUGUAUUUGACAUUCCCUUAAUUUACUGUAUUUUACAAUCCCUUAAUUUACCUCUUCAGAAAUAUUGCAUACAUAUUUUUUUUUUUACUUAGAACUGCAUGAUUCACAUUCGAAUUUUAUCUUUAUGGGGCUUGGACACAGAAUUAAAGUGAACAUUUUCUAAAAUUUUCGGUAUAAUAUCAUGUUUUUGUUUUGAACACAUUUUACUGUAAUACAAAGGGAUUCGUUACAAGUUUUCACUUCUUCAAAAAAAAACCUUCCCUGUAAUAAUUAUGUACAAUGAUUAUAAUGAUUGUCGAACGAAUUAAUUACAAUGUUGUAAUGAAAAUGUGAAGCUAUACAGGCUAUUUAAGUAAACUUUUUCAAAUAUUAUAUGUAAAUUUUCCAAACAUUCUGCAAACUUUAUAUUUGAUGCUUUUAAAACCCGUCAGAACGUCACAACAAACAUUCUAAUAUAAUUUUUCUUCAUUUAUGUGCGUUUAUAUAUGUAUAUUGUUAAAAUAUUACCAGUGACAUAUUGGUCCUUUUGGCCGGAUGUAAGAUACUAAGUAUAUUGUUGUAAAAUACACUGUAUUACUAUAUAAUACACAUGUCACUAUAAUAAAUAAUUUACUUACA